Messenger RNA from Zea mays, 1091 nucleotides. RefSeq names its product plant/F18B13-26 protein. Bases 401 to 712 code for a protein of 103 amino acids. NCBI's taxonomy places the organism in Eukaryota, Viridiplantae, Streptophyta, Magnoliopsida, Poales, Poaceae. The transcript is spliced from 2 exons. The record is from RefSeq and is a predicted model, not a curated record.
AACGCGACGCCGCCUGCUCAGGCAGCUGGGCCAACUGCAGUACUGCACCAGGAAACGGAGCAGGUGGGAUCAUCCGGUCAGCUGACCACAGAGUAGCAUUAUCGCAAGGAAGCCGCGGCCUUUUUCUUUUGUCGCUCAUUCGUCUGGGUCAAACGCACACGUCCCUUUCGGUUCCCUCCUCCAUAACAGAUUUUUUUAAUCGCAUUCGCAACCGCCCCCGGCGACGACGGCGUCUAGCGUUGUACAGUCCUGCCGCCGUAUAUCUAUCUGUCAAUCAAUCUACCUGCACCGCUGCACACAAGUCCAACGCCGGCUCUCUCUCUCUCUCUCUCUCUCUCUCUCUCUCUCUCUCUCUCUCUCUCUCUCUCUCUCUCUCUCUCUCUGGCUCUUUGCUGCGUGCAUGGCGGGGCUGCAGCGGUCCAGCGAGACGUUCCGGCGGUCGGGCUCGUCAGGGCUUGUGUGGGACGACAACAAGAGCUUCUCGGGGGAGAUCAAGCCGGCGGAGGAGGACGGCGGCGCGGGCGCGGCGCGGGCGGUGGAGCGCAGCCGCUCCACCGGGCACGCGCACGCCGGGUACAGGGCCACGGGGCGCGUGCCGCCCGCGCUCGACCCGCCGUCGCCGCGCGUCGCCGUCUGCGGCUUCUGCAGGCUCUUCGGCGGCGGAAAGGGCAAGGAUGGCGGCAACGCCAAAGCCAAGGGCAGGCGCCACUGACUGAUCUUAGACAGGAAACGUGCGAGGCGCUUGAUUUUGACAAGCAAAAAGGCGGGCAGCAGCACGUCUCGUGGUAGCAGAGUGCUUGCCAAAGGUCAGAAAGGAAGGUGUCGAAUCAUUUGAGACAAGGUUGAAAAGGGCCGGCCGGACUGUCUCAGGUGGAUGGCAUGGCGCAAGUUCUACUGCUCUCGCAUUGGUUCCUUUUCGGCUACUUUGGUUAGCUCUGGUCGUCACGAAAUUCAUGAUCUGACCAAGAGAUCAUAUAGGGGAAAGGUAUCAGAACCACACUGAAAAAAGAUAGAAAAUUCUUGUUAGGUCUACUCGGUCCACCGAAUUGAUCAUCCAACAGUAAUAUAUACUCCUUCCAUGUUAAUUUUUA